AGUCGUCCGCUCACCAACUUGGGCUGGGCAGUAUGAGGAUUUCGAAUCGCUUAUCGAUUCCGAGCUCGAAGGACCUUUUCACAAGGAUUCGCAUGGCCCCAGAUUGCCCCUCGGGGUACAGUCGAACCUGACCGUCUGGGGUCGGGAAGGUUGAAAUGCAAGAUAUAUAGUCUGCAGCGCGAAGGUCUUCCAACGUUCAGAAACAGAGUGUCGAUCGAAAGUCCAGCAGCAACCUUGUUCAGCAGGUCUUGAACAACUUUGUCGAAUUCUCACAGUAGCUCCACGUCCAAGAUGUCCAGCGCUCAGCCUCAACUUUAUCGUCAGGAGACCGACGUCUCCAAAUCGGAUAUCGGAACCAUCGAUGGAGAGAAGGGAAACUAUGACCACCGGGAGACUCUCAAAGUCCCCGACACCAUCGCGGAGAUGGACGAGGAUACCGGCGGAAACGUUGGUAUCGCCGAGUAUGAGAGGAGUAAACAGAUGGCGGAGAUCACUCCCGCUCAGAACAAGGCUAUUCUCAGGAGGAUCGAUUGGUUCAUCCUGCCUCUUUUCUUGAUGACCCAGACUUUGCAAUACCUUGACAAAACCGCUUUGAACUACGCCAAGGUUUUCGGAAUGGAGAAGGCCAUGGGUCUCCACGGCCAACAGUUCAGCACGGCCGCCUCGAUCUUCUACGUUGGAUACCUGGUUGCUCAGGCGCCUUGGGCUUACCUUAUCGGUCGUUUCCCUGCUGGACGAGUCUUGGGUGUCUCUACCUUGAUCUGGGGUGUCUGUGUCAUCACUAUGGUUGAAAACAAGAACUACACCCACGUCUUGGUCUCCCGUUUCUUCCUCGGUGUCUUCGAAAGUUCCGUUACUCCCGGAUUGAGCUUGAUGACUGGUUUCUGGUACACCCGAGAGGAAAGUCCUCUGCGACAGACCAUUUGGUACUCUGCUAUCGGUUGGGGUGGUAUGAUCGGUGCAUUGAUGGCGGCGGGAAUCCAGGGUCUCGGCGAUGAUCCCGUUCCUCGAUGGAAGCUCAUCUUCUACAUUUUGGGAGCUAUCACCAUCGCUUGGGCUUUCGUUCUCUGGUUCUUCUUAGCCGAUGGACCUUCCAACGCGAAGUGGCUCAAGGCAGAGUACAGGUCGCUCGCCGUCGCUCGUGUCGCCAAGAACGGUACCGGUAUCAAGACCACCACCUUCAACGUCAGGCAAGGUCUCUCCGCGCUCUACGAUAUCAAGGCUUGGAUGUUGUCGCUUGCCAUGUUCGGUUCCUCGGUUCCCAACGGUAUUCUCACCAACUUCUCCGGCCCCAUCAUCAAGGGUUUGGGUUUCAGCACUCUCAACGCUGCUCUCCUUGACUGUGCCGGUCGAUCGCUUCAGGUCAUCUCCUUGUUGAUCGCUGGUAUCCUCGCUACCAAGUUCAAGAACAAUCGUAUCAUCAUGGUCACCAUCGGAAACUUGAUCUGUGUUCUGGGAUCCGGCCUUAUGGCCUUCUUGCCCUACGAGAAAUCCUACACCUGGCCCCGACUUAUUGGUUUCUGGUUGAUCAACUGUCAAUCGAUCGGUUUCACCCUCGGUCUCGUUAUGAUCUCUUCCAACUUUGGAUCUUACUCUAAGCGAUCGGUCACUUCGACCAUGGUCUUCAUCUGCUACUGCGCCGGUAACGCUGCCGGACCCAGCUUUGUCUACGAGAAUCAGGCACCCCAAUACCCCUCAGCUGCUCAGGCCAUGCUUGGAGGAUACGUCGGCAAGACCAUUUGCCACUGUAUUUUGGGAGCAUACAUGUGGUACGAGAACAAGCGAAGGAACAGGGUUUACGGCGAGCCCGACCCUGUUUUGGCCGCCGACAACGGUAUGAAGGGAAUGACCGAGAUUGAGAACAUCCACUUCCGAUACGUCUUGUAAGAAGCCCACAAGAAUGCGUCCGAGUCGAGCGUGCGCUUUCCGCCCUCCUCCGCAAAUAUAUGGUCCUUUCCCGUUCCUGUCUCGUCGCGAAGCAUUUUUCAGAUUGCGUAAGAACCUUAUACUAGUAUGGAUAUACAUCAGGUUGUCAUAAAUAUAUAGGAUGAACAUGUUCCGUGGGAUACAUUGAAUUUACCUUUGUGAA
Molecule: messenger RNA, 2089 nt
Organism: Filobasidium floriforme
Lineage: Eukaryota; Fungi; Basidiomycota; Tremellomycetes; Filobasidiales; Filobasidiaceae
Product: MFS general substrate transporter
Exons: 15
Coding region: 292-1887 (531 amino acids)
Biological process (GO): transmembrane transport; tripeptide transport; dipeptide transport
Cellular component (GO): plasma membrane
Molecular function (GO): dipeptide transmembrane transporter activity; allantoate transmembrane transporter activity
Source: RefSeq, a predicted model, not a curated record